ACACACACACGAUGGCAGAAGCCAGUAUUCCAGUGGCUCAGGAUGAGUUCUCGUGUCCGGUGUGUCUGGAUCUGCUGAAGGAUCCAGUGACCGUUCCCUGUGGACACAGUUACUGUAGGAGCUGUAUUACAGACUGCUGGGAUCAGGAGGAUCAGAAGAGAGUCUACAGCUGUCCUCAGUGCAGACAGACCUUCAGUCCAAGACCUGCUUUAUCUACCCAUGUCCUGCUGGCUGAAGUGCUGGAGAAACUGAAGAAGACCAGACUCUCUGCUGACUGUGAGGCUGGAGCUGGAGAUGUGCAGUGUGACGUCUGUACUGGGAAGAAACUCAAAGCCGUCAAGUCCUGUCUGGUGUGUCUGAACUCUUACUGUCACAAUCACCUCGAGCAACACGAGAGCUUCUUCAGAGGAAAGAAACACAAACUGACCGAAGCCACUGGACGACUGCAGGAGAUGAUCUGCACUAAACAUGAAGAACCGCUGAAGCUCUACUGCAGAACCGACCAGCGCUGCAUCUGUUAUCCGUGUGUGAUGGAGGAACACAAGAACCAUGAAACUGUGACGGCAGAAGAAGAGAGGACAGAGAAACAGAGGAUUCUGAAAGAGACACAAGUAAAGUAUCAGCAGAGAAUCCAGCAGAGAGAGAAAGAUCUCCAGCAGCUGAGAGAGACUGUGGAGUCUCAUAAGCGCUCUGCACAGACAGCAGUGGAGGACAGUGAGAGGAUCUUUACUGAGCUCAUCCGCUCCAUUGAGAGAAGCCGCUCUGAGCUGAUACGACUGAUCCGAGAUCAGGAAAAGACUGCAGUGAGUCGAGCUGAAGAACGACUGGAGCGACUGGAGCAGGAGAUCAAUGAUCUGAGGAGGAGAGACGCUGAGCUGGAGCAGCUUUCACACACACACGAUCACAUCCAGUUCCUGCAGAGUUUCUCCAUCUCUCCUGAAUCCACAGAGCAGCUCAUCACCAUCUGCUCUCAGCUUUCUUUCAGUCAUGUGGAGAAAUCAGUCUCUAAGCUGAAAGAGAAACUAGAGGAAUUCUGCAAAGAAGAGAUUGAACAGAUAUCUGGCAGAGUGACAUACAGUGAAAUUAUUCCCCUCAAAGCACUGAAGACCAGGCCAGAGGUCCUGCAGCAUUGCAGGUUUCUGACUCUGGAUCCAAACACAGCAAAUAAACGCCUCCAUCUGUCUGAAGAAGACAGAGCAGCUACUUACACCGACACAGAUCAGCCGUAUCCUGAUCAUCCAGACAGGUUUGAUAGUUAUUCUCAGGUGUUGUGUAGAGAGAGUGUGUGUGGACGCUGUUACUGGGAGCUGCAGUGGAGUGGAGAUGAAGUGGAGAUAUCAAUGUCAUAUAAGAGCAUCAGCAGGAAGGGACGGAGUAAAGAGUCUGAGUUUGGAUGUAAUGAUCAGUCCUGGAGUUUGAGCUGCACUUCCUCCAGUUACUCAUUCUGGCACAAUAACAUAAAGACGGAUCUCCCUCUAGAGAGAAUAGGAGUGUUUGUGGAUCACAGUGCAGGAACUCUGUCCUUCUACAGCGUCUCUGACACAAUGAGCCUCAUCCACACAGUCCAGACCACAUUUACUCAGCCGCUCUAUCCUGGGUUUAGUGUUUAUUCUCAAUCAUCAGUGAAACUGUGUGAUCCAACAGCAGAGAUAGAUACCUGAGUCUGCGACUUGCACUCGAGUCACAAAAAAACUUGACUUGGACCUCUGAAGAUCUGACUCAAGACUUAACUUAGAUUUGAAGACAGACUCGUGAAAACACAGUUCAUUUGUGUCAUGAUCCCAGUCUUGUUUAAGGACUUUUAAGCUGAAGUGUUCACUUGACAGAAAGGUUUAAAGGUUUACGGUCUUACAGAAAUGUACAUAUUUUACAAAAAAUGUAAAUGAAUGACAGUCAUAAUAAACAUAGUAGUAUCUAGUAUGCUCCUCAGGCUUGCACAAUAUCAUCAACUCACUCAUCAGAAUCUUCGGUAACCAGUUGUUUGGACCGGCUCAUUCGGUUCUUUGUGAGUUGGACGUGCUUCUUCAGCUGUGCGUCCUUCAUCAUCGACUCAGAACUAAAGUUCAGUUCACAGUGUGUUCCAAACAGGAUAUAACGCCCUCUGAAGGGCACUUAAGAACAGUCAUGGCCACCAUAUUGAAGGGUCGUUCCAAACCGAAAUGCUCAAAACUUGCCACUUCAAAGGGGCCUUUCGGAAAAAAGGAUUUCAAAGAGUACAACUGAUGGACUCUUUAGGCUCCCAUGAUCCUUUGUGCUAUUCUCUCUGUGAUGACAGCGCCUCCCUGUGGCCACGUGAUGAUGAUGAUGCAGAAGGGCACUUCAAGAAACAGUUUGGUCCCCUACACCCUUCAACCCUUUGAAUCUCUCCCUCAGGAGGGCAUAGGGAUGAUCUCUUCUGAAUGGAACACAGCGUAUGUUUGUGAGCUGAUGACAAACUGAGUCCCACCUCAAUAUUCGGUCUCCAUUAGGACCCCAAGAGAUCCCAUUGGCUCUAAUUACUUUUAAUAGUAACUCUCUUUAGCGCCUGAUUACAAUUCCUACAAAAUCAUGUUGUGAUAAAUGCUGUUUUAACUACAUUGUAAUGACCAUUAAUCUCUGUAUUAGUUGACUUGUGUACUAGCAUAUAGCAUACAUAUACCUGAUUAGCCUGAUAACUUCGUAAAUACAGGAAUUUGCACUUAUCCUACUCUACAUGUAUGUACUAUGUGUUAA
Carassius auratus (goldfish) is the source of this 2712-nucleotide messenger RNA. Its product is annotated as tripartite motif-containing protein 16-like. The coding region runs from base 12 to 1661 and encodes 549 amino acids. NCBI's taxonomy places the organism in Eukaryota, Metazoa, Chordata, Actinopteri, Cypriniformes, Cyprinidae. The record is from RefSeq and is a predicted model, not a curated record. Gene Ontology annotation, molecular function: protein binding; zinc ion binding. The transcript has 7 exons.